AUGUCAAACAACAACUCCUUUGAUGUCAUUCGUUUUCGCUCCUUGCUCAAAAAAUAUGCUAAACCACAAAGUGAAGAAAUUGAAACAAGUCAAGUUGUUGAUUUAUUAAAAGAAUUUGAUAAGAAAAGAUUUGGAACAUUAACAAUCAAAGAUGUACAAUCACAAAUUGAUAUUGAUAAAUAUGGAUCUGUUUGUUUUUCAUCAGUGGAAAACUUUGCUUGUCAUCACACUUUAAACGAUCGUUCAACAUUUGUGACAGAUACCAUUUCAUUAUUCUACAAUAAUUAUUCCUCGGAUAAAGGUAAAAGAUUAGAUAACAAAUCCGAUAGAUUAAUUGAAGAAAAUGAUAUGAUCAAAUUAAUAAUUCAAAUGUCAGACAAUUCUCUUUCCACUGAAGAUGCUUCUCGAAUGAUAAAGGAAUUACAAUCAAAUCAAUUGUACAGUGUAAAGAAAUUAGCUGAAAAGCUUUUAUAA
Molecule: messenger RNA, 474 nt
Organism: Naegleria gruberi
Lineage: Eukaryota; Heterolobosea; Eutetramitea; Acrasida; Naegleriidae
Exons: 1
Coding region: 1-474 (157 amino acids)
Source: RefSeq, a predicted model, not a curated record